Molecule: messenger RNA, 1920 nt
Organism: Pangasianodon hypophthalmus (striped catfish)
Lineage: Eukaryota; Metazoa; Chordata; Actinopteri; Siluriformes; Pangasiidae
Gene: hpxa
Product: hemopexin a
Exons: 10
Coding region: 72-1574 (500 amino acids)
Source: RefSeq, a predicted model, not a curated record
GGGUAGCAGGUUCUUUGGUACCUCCUCCAGCUGAGCUGUGUCUGCAGUGGAACCCGAGGAUCCUCUUAACCAUGAGACUACUCAUCCAGACCUUCACCAUCUGCCUGGCUCUCUCUCUCUGCCUGGCAGCUCCCUCGCAUCAUCAUGACCAGGUUAAAGAUGAAAAGGUAAUUGGGGCCCAAGCCCAUGACGAUGCCGAUUCUGGCAAUGACCACGCCCAUUCCAACAAUGGACACGCCCAUUCUAACAAUGGACACGCCCAUUCUAACAAUGGACAUGCCCAUUCCAACAAUGGACCCGCCCAUUCCAACAAUGGACACGCCCAUUCCAACAAUGGACAUGGCGAUGACCACCAUCAUUUUGAUCGCUGCAAGGAAUUGGUGUUUGAUGCUGCAAUUGAGAACAAGGAAGGAGUUCAUUACUUCUUUAAGGAUGAUCAUGUGUUUAAGGGGUUCCAUGGUGACGGUGAGCUUACAAAUAAGACCUUCCCUGAGCUGGAUGACCAUCUCCAGGGACAUGUUGAUGCAGCAUUCCGCAUGCCAUCUGAGGACAGUCCUGACCACCAUGAGCACCUGUAUUUCUUCCUGGAUGACAAGGUUUACAGCUAUGAAAAUCACAAGCUGGAAGAGGGAUAUCCAAAAACCAUCUCUGAGGUAUUCCCUGGUAUUCCGGACCAUUUGGAUGCUGCAGUUGAGUGCCACAAGCCUGACUGUCCCACUAACACUGUGGUCUUUUUCAAGGGUCAUGAAAUCUACCACUUUGACAUUGACACCAAGAAAGUCGAUGAAAAAGAAUUCAAAAGCAUGCCCAACUGCUCUGCUGCCUUCCGCUAUACGGGACACUAUUACUGUCUCCAUGGCCACGAUUUCUCCAAGUUCAACCCCAAUACCGGGGAGGUUCAUGGAAAAUAUCCAAAGGAGGCCCGUGAAUACUUCAUGAGUUGUCCCCAUUAUGGCGAGAAGACUGAGGAACAACACAUUGAGAGAGAGCAGUGCAGCCAUGUGCACCUGGAUGCCAUUACUGAGGAUGAUGAUCAUGAUGUGUUUGCUUUCAGAGGCCACCACUAUCUCAGUAAAAUUGAUGGAAAAUAUCAUGCUGGCACUAUUGAGAGUGCCUUUAAAGAGCUACAUGAUGAUAUCGAUGCUGCCUUUUCCCACGAAAAUCACAUCCACAUAGUCAAGGGGGACAAAGUGUACAUCUACAAUAUAUCACACACACCUGGAGAGGCUCACACACUCCGAGAUGGUUACCCCAAAAGUGUGAAAGAGGCACUGGGCCUUGAGGGUCAUAUAGAUGCUGCCUUUAUUUGUCCUAAGGAGCACAAUGCUCAUGUCAUCCAAGGUGAUAAAAUAUAUGGUGUGAACUUGGACGCCACCCCACCUACCCAUACAGAGGCACAACCUAUCCCAUUUAAGCAUGUUGAUACUGCAUUGUGUGGUGCAGAUGGAGUGUCAGUAGUGAUUGAUGACCAUUACUACCACUAUGAGAGCCCUACUACAUUCGUUACUGCCAGGAUCCUGCCUGAGAAGCAUGAUGUGGCCAAAGAUCUGCUUGGCUGUGACCAUCAUGUGUGAGGGACAGAGAGAAGAUAGCACCACAUCUAAAGGAGGACCACACACCUUCCAUCCUCUGAAUAAUGCAAAGUUAAAAACUAAACAGGCUGUAGUGGUGUUCCUCUCACUUUUAUCACUCUGGCCUCAAAUGUAUUUUCCUACCUCUGGUGCUCUGUUUAACUAAGCCUGGCCUUUAUUCCACAAACUGCAAAUUAAGCUAUGCCUCUUUUUUGCCACUGUGAAGUGUGCUAUUUCAAAUAGCUAUAUCUCUACAACAAGGCUAUUAUGUCUGUCAGUGCUAUCUGUAAACAUAGAAAACCACCUGUGCACUUUGUGGCUGAUGAAUAAACUAAAGUAAAACCAUAAA